CCCCGGCGCCCCCGGGCUGAGUGACAGCUCUUAUCUCGCUGCUGACAAGCCAGCAUCCUUCAGCAGCUCUACUUAAGGCUGAGAGCCUGGGCAGCAGGGGCAGAGGAAGGUUCCCAGGGCAGAAGAAGGCUCCCAGGACAACCCUCCUGCCUGUGCCAGCCGGGGACAUGCUGCCUGCCACCUCCAAGCUCUGCGCUGCCAUCUCCUACCGGCACCUGCGCAACAUGACCGGGCUCAGGAGACAAGCUGCUGUCACCAUCAGCCAGGAGCUGAGCAAACUCGCCUGCCACAGCCCCGGCCCCGGCGCCUGGAUCACUCAGGUCCGCAGGAGGAGCUCUCUGCUCAGCUCGAGGCUGGAGGAGAAGCCCUUCAGCGAGAUGGAAAUGUCUUACAUCAAGCAAGGAGAGGAAGCCCUGCAGAAAUCACUCAGAAUCCUUGAGGACCUGGAUGACUGGAAGACAGAGACAGAGGUGCGCAACGGAGACAAAGUGCUGAGCAAGGUGCUGCCCGACGUGGGCAAGGUCUUCCGGCUGGAGGUGGUGGUGGAGCAGCCCCUGGACACGGUGUACAGCGAGCUGGUGGACAGGAUGGAGCAGAUGGGAGACUGGAAUCCCAACGUCCAGGAAGUCAAGAUCCUCCAGAAGAUUGGGAAGGACACAGUCAUCACCCACGAGAAGGCAGCUGCUGCCCCUGGGAACAUCGUUGGCCCCAGGGACUUCGUCAGCGUGCGGUGUGCGCGGCGGCGCGGCUCCACCUGCGUCCUGGCCGGCAUGGCCACCAAGUACGGAGCCAUGCCCGAGCAGGAGGGCUUUGUGAGAGCCGAGAAUGGUCCUACCUGCAUGAUCCUGCGCCCGCUGCCCGGCCGCCCCUCGCAAACCAGGCUGACCUGGCUCCUCAGCAUUGACCUGAAGGGCUGGCUGCCCAAGACCAUCAUCAACCAGGUCCUCUCCCAGACGCAGGUCGACUUCGCCAACCACCUCCGGAAGCGCCUGGCGCGGGCGGCCAGCCGCUGACCACAGCCACCCCUCCUGUCCUGCUCUGCUCAGGGGUGCAGGGUAGGGAAUCAUGUCAUGGAGACCCAGUCUAAUUACAGCCUGUGCUAAUUAGCCAAGGCCUUGAAGAGCAGAUGCCACUCAUUAACGCAGAGCUUCAGUAAGUAAAGCUUUAGUUCUUGACUCUCAUUAGGGAGGG
This is a messenger RNA of Dryobates pubescens (Downy woodpecker), 1191 nucleotides long. RefSeq names its product steroidogenic acute regulatory protein (gene STAR). The record is from RefSeq and is a predicted model, not a curated record. Gene Ontology annotation, molecular function: cholesterol binding; cholesterol transfer activity. The transcript is spliced from 7 exons. Gene Ontology annotation, biological process: intracellular cholesterol transport; regulation of steroid biosynthetic process; steroid biosynthetic process. Bases 168 to 1013 code for a protein of 281 amino acids. Gene Ontology annotation, cellular component: mitochondrial intermembrane space; mitochondrion. NCBI's taxonomy places the organism in Eukaryota, Metazoa, Chordata, Aves, Piciformes, Picidae.